ACAUCGGAAUCGGCAACAAGGCGCGGGCCCCGAUAGACGAUCCUCAAGGUUGGAGAGUAGUAGCUGGAGGAGCGAUGACGACGUGUCCAAUGCUAAGACAGAUGCCCAUCAAGGAACAAGCGGGAGGGAUGGCACCCUGAGAAAAGAAGAGAGGCGAGAGGCCUGGGAUCGGAACGAAUAUCGGCAUUCUCCAAGAAGAGAGCUUCAUGAUGCUGCUCGCUCCGAUAGUAGCCACCGUCGCCAGAGAGAUACGCUAAGCGAUGUAGGCUCAGAGGAAAGCCAGAAACGUCGAGAUGUCAACCGGAAAAGUCAUAAACGACAUGUGCACCAGCACCAGAGGGCGAACAACUCUCAUAGAACGAAACACCGAGAAGAUAGGGAUGGAGUUGGUCCAGAUAGACCGACUUCUUCACCGAGAGGCUCGACUGCGGAAGAAAUGCCACGUUUGGGCAUUCUCGAGGACAGUGAUUCGCGGUCCCGCACACAAGAGUGUGGGGGAAGCCCGGAAAAGCCAAAAUCGAAUACCGGGGAAAGUAGGAGGGGCCGUAAAAACCGUCGCUCCCGACGAAAACGGGCGGAGCAGGACGACAGCGAGGCCGAAGGGUACGGUUGGAGCGGCAACAAAUACAGCUGGGAUUCGGCAGAUGUGGACAGUACAGGCAGCUCUUCCGAUCAGCAGGAGUUGACUAAGCUCAACCCGAACGGUGGCGACGGCAAGCAACGACCAAAGCUCCAGCCCUUAGGAACAUGUACGGACUCCAAUGAAGACGAGGACAGGGCAACACACACAACCAGCGGCGACAACAACACCGCGGCAGCGGCGCCGGAGAAGUUAUUUAGGUCCCCCCCAGAUCGAACCAGAGGGAAACUAGACGAUUCAGGAGCGUGGGGCAGUGACCGCGAACAAGAUGGUGCAAUCCAGAAAAUGGCUGGGAGCUCGGGCUCCGGCCAUGGCCUAACGCAACCCUCGAUGAAUUCUGACGUGAAAUCGCUACCGCAGACUACCGUGAACCGCGCUGAGGUGGCUGUCGGCAAACCAAUCCGUGGUGCGCGGUGGGGCGAAUCUAUCGGUGUAAGAUCUGCAGUUUUUGACAGCUCGACCAUUCCGACAAAACGAGUGGACCUGAAAAGGUUUGUGUCCGGCCCGCUCAAUUCCGGCCCAGGGACCGUUCUACGCUGUUUCAUUGAACGGGAUCGGAGUGGAACUCACAAGUUCUCCCCCGUGUUUUCCAUGUACGCCGAUCUCGGGGAUGGCAGUGGGCGCAUGCUGCUGGCCGCCCGCAAGCUGUUGGCCAGCAAAACCGCGUACUACACGAUAUGCACCCGACAAGAGGACUUGUUCAAGGACAACGGCAAGAGGGGUGGAAACUCGUUUCUCGCCAAAUUAAGAGCCUCCAGCGUAGCCCACACGGAGUACGCCCUGUAUGACAGGGGAGACAACCCUGCCGUAGCAGCUAGCGAAACCAGCCUUGAUUCCGGUGCGGAGGCCAAGCCGAAGUCGAUGCGGAACCCGAUCGACCUCGCCAGAUCCAAGACAUUGAGGAAUCAAGAGAGGCAUGGCCAGGGAGAAGUGCGUAGGGAGCUUGGCGUAAUCAUCUACAACUUCGACAAAAAAGAGCAGCGGACGGGCAAGCGUCGAAUGGAGGUUGCGAUACCACAGCUUGAGCAGGAAGGCGACUCUUGGAAGCCGGUCUCCUGGCAACCUAGCGAUACGAAGGAGAGCAUGAUAAACAACUUCGGGCGACUACGGUAUCAGGGUGCCCAAAACUUCCUGCAAGAUGAUCGCCUGCUUAUCUUCCAUCAAAGGGAGAGCCGGUACGACCCUUUGUCGUCCUGUCUCGUUGACUACAGGGGCCGAGCGACGGCUCCGUCUGUAAAAAACUUCCAGCUUCUCAAGUCACCCCCAGAAGACAAUGUGAAGCGAGCGAGGUACUUCAGCGAGGGGGGGGGGAAGAACGACGUUGAAAGCGACGAUAUACCGAGACCAGUUUUUCUUCAAAUGGGCAAGGUGGGCAAGGACUGCUUCAACGUGGAUUUGGAGUGGCCGUUGUCGGUCCUUCAGGGGUUUGCCAUCUGCCUCAGCCGCUUCGACGCCCAAGCGCAGUUUUAG
Molecule: messenger RNA, 2110 nt
Organism: Ectocarpus siliculosus
Lineage: Eukaryota; Phaeophyceae; Ectocarpales; Ectocarpaceae
Source: the annotation of a GenBank genome assembly